This is a messenger RNA of Prunus armeniaca (apricot), 2283 nucleotides long. The record is from the annotation of a GenBank genome assembly. NCBI's taxonomy places the organism in Eukaryota, Viridiplantae, Streptophyta, Magnoliopsida, Rosales, Rosaceae.
AUGGAGGGAAGAGAGAGCAGUUGCCAUCCUUUGUUGAGAGGAGGAAGGAGGGAAAGCAAAUUCAGCCAUGGUUUCUCUCCAGCUCAAAUCCAAUCACUGGCUGCCAUCUGUGAAGCUCUGGUACCUCCUUUGUCACUGGAAGACACCAUAAACAACAACAAUAACAAGAAGGAGGAAAGCCCAGAUGACCAAGCCCUUCAUUCCAUCUACAGAGCUUCUGGGUCUCAGCCUCCUAUACCAGAUGAGGUAGCAGAAUUGAUGGUGAAGAGGGCUCUACCAGAAGUUUUGGAGGGAAUGAAGCUAUUUCUGAAGAUGCUGUCAUUCAGAUUAGGAACAUUAUUACUCUGUGGGCAUCGUUGUCUUAGUUGGAAAUGGCCAUUCAUCCACAGCUUCUCUGAAAUGUCUUUGGAGAAAAGAGAGGAAGUCCUCAAGAAAUGGUCAAAGGAAAAGCUUGUACUCACACUCAGAUUGAUGUUCUUGGUGGUCAAAAUCUUCUGCUUCUACACCUUCUUCUCCUGGCUUGAUAAAAAUUCAAGAAACCCAGCAUGGAAAGCAGUUGGAUACGAUUUGAACACCAAAAAAAAGUUGAUAAAUACUCCAAAGGAGAGACCUCUUGAACAGGGAAUCAUAGAAACCAUGAAUGAGAGUGAUUCUACACUUGUUCAAUCUCUCACUAAGAGAGGCCUUCGGGUCUCGGAUGAUACGACUCACAACAUCCACAAGAUCCAAUGUGAUGUUGUCAUUGUUGGCUCUGGUUGUGGUGGAGGAGUUGCAGCUGCAGUUCUUGCACAGUCUGGCCAAAAAGUGAUGGUUGUCGAGAAAGGGAACUAUUUUCUGCCUAAAGAUUACUCUUCUCUAGAAGGCCCCUCAAUGAAUGAACUAUAUGAAUCAGGUGGAAUUAUGUCAUCAGUUGAUGGGAUGAUAAUGAUAUUAGCUGGCUCAACAGUUGGAGGAGGUUCUGCUAUAAACUGGUCUGCAUCGAUCAGAACACCAGAUACGGUUCUGCAUGAGUGGUCUGUGGAUCAUAAGGUUCGACUUUAUGCAAGCUCUGAUUACAAAUCUGCCAUGGAUGUUGUGUGUAAGAGGAUUAGAGUCACGGAUAGUUGUACUGAAGAAAACUUUCAGAAUCAGAUUCUGCGAAAAGGGUGCGACACUCUUGGUCUGAAAGUUGAUUUGGUUCCUAGGAAUUCCCCGGGAGAUCAUUACUGUGGUUCUUGCAACUAUGGCUGUCCAACAGGAGAAAAGCAAGGGACUGAUUCUACUUGGCUAGUUGAUGCUGUUAAAUGUGGUGCAGUGAUUUUGACUGGAUGCAAAGCUGAGAAGUUCAUAUUGGAGAAUGACAGUCAAGGAGGAGGUACAAGAAAAAGAUGCCUUGGUGUGGAAGCAACAUCUUUGGGCAAGAAUAUGAAAAAGAAGCUGCAAAUUGAGGCCAAGGUGACAAUUUCAGCAUGUGGAUCUCUCUUGACACCUCCUCUGAUGAUCUCCAGUGGACUCAAGAACCCAAAUAUCGGCAGGAACCUCCACCUUCACCCUGUUCUGUUGUCCUGGGGAUACUUUCCUGAACACGAAUCAGAAUUUAGAGGCAGAACUUAUGAGGGAGGGAUCAUCACUUCACUCCAUAAGGUGGUUUCCGAUACCACAAACGUCCGGGCAAUCAUAGAAACUCCUGCACUAGGGCCUGCCUCAUUUGCUACACUGUCUCCAUGGAUUUCAAGGCUUGACAUGAAGGACAGGAUGGAGAAGUAUGCAAGAACAGCUCACCUGUUUGCAUUGGUCAGAGAUAAGGGUUCAGGGGUGGUGAAGAGAGAGGGUAGGAUCCACUACACACUAGACCAGUUGGAUAAAGAGAAUCUUCAAGUUGGGCUUAGGCAGGCUUUGAGAAUCUUGAUUGCUGCAGGAGCUGUUGAAGUGGGAACAUAUAGAAAUGAUGGGCAGAGAAUAAAAUGCAAGGGGACAAAGCAUGAGGAUUUGGAAGAGUUUUUGGACACUGUGGUUGCACCUGCAGGGCCAAGCUCAAGGGAAGAGCUUUGGACCAUAUACUCUUCUGCACAUCAGAUGGGAAGUUGCAGAAUGAGUGCAAGUGAGGAGGAAGGAGGAGUUGAUGAGAAUGGUGAGAGCUGGGAGGCAAAAGGGUUGUUUGUUUGUGAUGGGAGUUUGCUUCCAACUGCAAUUGGUGUAAAUCCCAUGAUUACCAUCCAAUCCACGGCUUAUUGCAUUUCCAAGAAGAUUGCAGAGUCCUUGGAAAAAGAAAAAUACAUUUAUCCUAAUAAUAUUAGCUAUUAG